Juglans microcarpa x Juglans regia is the source of this 555-nucleotide messenger RNA. RefSeq names its product probable protein phosphatase 2C 72. Gene Ontology annotation, biological process: protein dephosphorylation. The record is from RefSeq and is a predicted model, not a curated record. The transcript has 3 exons. Gene Ontology annotation, molecular function: protein serine/threonine phosphatase activity. Bases 1 to 555 code for a protein of 184 amino acids. Lineage: Eukaryota; Viridiplantae; Streptophyta; Magnoliopsida; Fagales; Juglandaceae.
AUGGCGGUCUCCAAGGCUUCGCUCAUGGCUCUCCUGGCUGUGACUUUCGCUGUGCUUUCUCUCUUCGGAGCUGCUCAAGCCCAAACCUUGGAAGCCCCGGCUCCGAGCCCCACCUCCCCUGCUGUCUCUACCUCCCCGUCCUUGGCCUUCGCUUUCCUCGGCUCCGUCGUGGCUCUUGCCUUCGGAUCUGGGCGCAGGGCGUGGAUUUCCACAUUUAUAGUGAAUGACCAGUUUCCAUUUGACAUAGCUGAAGCAGAAAAAAUAAGGAACUGCAAUGGUCGGGUGGCUGCACUAAACCAUGAACCGCAUAUUCAAAGGGUAUGGCUGCCCCAUGAUGACACUCCGGGCCUUGCCAUGCCACGAGCUUUCGGAGACUUCAUACUCAAAGACCAUGGCAUCAUUGCCAUCCCGGAUAUCAAGUAUCACCGCCUAACUCCCAACGACCAAUUCAUCAUUCUUGCAACUGAUGAGAGUGAACAAGCAGCAGCAAGAGUGGUGGCGGAGGCAGCUACCACUGCAUGGAAAAAAGAAGUUCCCUACUGCAAAAGUAGAUGA